This is a messenger RNA of Lasiosphaeria miniovina, 2709 nucleotides long. RefSeq names its product SNF2 family N-terminal domain-containing protein. NCBI's taxonomy places the organism in Eukaryota, Fungi, Ascomycota, Sordariomycetes, Sordariales, Lasiosphaeriaceae. Gene Ontology annotation, cellular component: nucleus. The coding region runs from base 1 to 2709 and encodes 902 amino acids. The record is from RefSeq and is a predicted model, not a curated record. Gene Ontology annotation, biological process: DNA repair. The transcript has 10 exons. Gene Ontology annotation, molecular function: ATP-dependent chromatin remodeler activity; ATP binding.
AUGUUCAAUGGGAACGCCAGCACGGUUGGCCCUUUCAUUGAUAGCAGCGACGGGGAUAGAGUCUGUUAUGGAAUGCUAUACAAACACGACGUCAAGCUCGUCUCCAAGAACAUGCACUCGCUUGCCAUGAAACUAACCCAGCUUGCACAAAACGACCCAAGUCAUGUUCAGAAGUUCACGCUGACAUCCAAGCCUGUCCAUAUACUCCUCUCGCUUCCUGACGGUACCGAGUUUGGCUUUCUUCGUCACAACAUGACAGAAGCUCUAGAGUCACUUCUGUGCGAGAGCCCAGCUGUUCAACUCGAGGCUCUUGGCCUUACCUCUCACCUUUGCCAGCAGAUGAGCCAUGCAACCAAACCCGACGAAGCACUUGUCCAGGUCAACAUCAACAUAUAUGGGCCGCCCGGCCGUGCCAAUGACAUUGGCGAGACCCUGUCCAACCAGAAACUUUGGCUACAGAAGCCCGAUCAUCUCAAGGCCAACCUUCCAUACCAUAAUCCCCACACCUUGGCAUUUCCCGAGUUACAAGGUGAGCUAGAAGAGGAAGAUAUCACGCGCAUUACCUCGGCAACGACAAGGCCGGUAGUUGAGGAGGAGCGCCUGAGGAACCUCGUUACGUCGGUCCACAACUCACUGAGCCGGGCAAACGAACUCGAGGACGAGGCCGGCGAUCAGAGACUGAAGACGAAGCUUUUGAAGCACCAGAAAGGCUCACUGUCGUUUAUGCUGCAGCGAGAGUCGGGUAACAUACCUGACAAGUACCGCCUAUGGCAGAAAGGGGUUGUCCGUGGCCAGGAGACGUACAUCCACCGCAUCACAAAAACCCAGUCGCUCAUGCGCCCCGAGGAGGUGGGAGGGGGUGUGCUGGCCGACGAAAUGGGAAUGGGAAAGUCGCUGUCGACUCUCGCACUCAUCUUGCAGACGUUGGUCGUCGGCCAUGAGUGGGCCGAAAAGAGGCGAGCUGAAGAACACAGCAGCGGAAAAGCAAGACGCCACUCCCACUCAACCCUGGUCAUUGUACCCUCUGCAUUGUUGAUCAACAACUGGAUGAAUGAGAUUCAAGUGCACGCCGGUGACGUUCUGACAACUGUCAAGUACCACGGCCAGACGAGGCCUAAACACCUCGACAUCUUGGAAAAGUCUGAUGUAAUUAUCACCACUUACAACACACUAGCCGCCGAAUACGCACAAAAGAAGUCGCUUCUUCACAAGAUAAAUUGGUAUCGUGUUGUACUAGAUGAAGCGCAUAUCAUCCGGCGGCCCACAACCACGUUCCACAGAACGUGCGCAGACCUUGAAGCGCGGUCGCGGUGGUGUUUGACAGGGACGCCCAUCCAAAACCGACUCGACGACAUUGGGGCGCUGUUCGCAUUUCUGGGAACAGAGCAAUUCAAGAGUCUGACGCAGUUCCGACGCUUCAUCUCGACUCCCUUCGACCAAGGGGAGGGGGCAGUGGUGCGGGAUCGUCUAGUCAUGCUGUACGAUUCGCUGGUGCUGCGGCGAACCAAGGACAUUCUCGACUUGCCGCGCCACGUCGAGCGCACGCGCGAGCUGGCCCUCACCGAAGCCGAGCGCCGACAGUACCAGCGCACCAUGAACAUCCUGCAGCGCCACAUGCUGGCGCAGGUCGGCCGCCAUCCCGAUGACGACGCGCCCACUCAUUUCAACCCGCGCCUGCAAAAAUCCUUCGGGAGAGACGGCACGAGCGCCAACACCAGCAGCAACGCAAGCCCUAAUAGUAAGUUCGGUCUGUUUCAGACGCAGCUGCAGCUGCGAAUUCUGUGCAACCACGGUACCUUCCAGCGGCCCUUCUCGUGGAAAAAGCGCGACCUCAAAGAUGAGCAGGCGGCGGGCCGCGAGGCCUUUGCGGCCGAGCUGGGACUCGGCUCCGAGAUUAUGUGCGAUGCCUGCCGGCAGCACCGGCCCAUCCUCGGGUCGACACACCUCGGCCCCGGCAGCUGCUUCGUCGAGAACUGCACCCACUCGCUAUGCUCCGAGUGUCUCGAGGACUGCAGCAACAUGCCGGGGCUCGAGGACACACGCCACUGUCCUCUGUGCAGGCGGUUGGGAAGAGGUGAGGCCGCUGCCCCUGCCGCAAUGCAGGCACCAUUGCGAACACACGACGACGGAGAUGCGGAGAUGCUUGACGGGCAGCAGCCGGGCGAGGAAGCCGUCGCUGACGGCGAAGACCCUGAGGAGAACUCGCACCACAAGGACUACUUCAACCCCACGGGAUACUCGACCAAGAUGGCGCAGCUGGUCAACGAUGUGAAGGAGGGCUUGGAGAGCUCAAAGAGCAUCAUCUUCUCGUGUUGGACGCGUACGCUCGACCUUAUAGCCCGCCACCUACGGACCGAAAGGAUCGUCUUCCUGCGUAUUGAUGGUGACUGCCUGCUUUCAAAGCGGCAGCGCAUCAUAGAUCGCUUCGCGAGCGACAGGGGCGUGCAGGUCCUCCUCAUGACCACCGGGACGGGCGCGUUCGGACUAAACCUCACGGCAGCAAACCGCAUCUUCCUUGUCGAGCCACAGUGGAACCCAAGCGUCGAGAACCAGGCCAUUGCACGUGCCAUCCGCAUCAAGCAGGUCAAGGAGGUCCAGGUGACGCGGUACGUGAUCAAGGACACGGUCGAGAAGGAGAUGCGGUCCCAGCAGAUUGUGAAGCAGCUUGCCGCCAGCGUCGGGUUCAAGAGGGACGGAGCGGCGGCUUGA